Messenger RNA from Closterium sp. Naga37s-1, 672 nucleotides. The record is from the annotation of a GenBank genome assembly. Lineage: Eukaryota; Viridiplantae; Streptophyta; Zygnematophyceae; Desmidiales; Closteriaceae.
AUGUACAUCACCCUCUACUACAUAGUCACCCGCCUCCCUGACACCCUUCGCCCGGUCAGGGACCACUUUCUCUCUGUUUGCCCCACCACCCUCACCGUUGACCUCCUCGAGGAGCGCCUCCUAGCAGCAGAGAAGAGCAUAGUCGCUGUAGGAGCCUCUCGUGGUGACCCGCGCUCCCCUGUCUUUGAGGGGUGCUCCCCCUCUCCUCUCUUGCCCUCUGUUGCCUCUGCUGCUGCGGCCGACCUCGUUGGUCUUGAGUCGGUCGGUGCGGCGUCUACCCCUAGCGGGAAGCGCCGCCCUGGCAAGGGCAAGGGGGGCCGGGGCGCUGGAGGAGCUAGCGGGGGCGGUGGAGGCAGCGGUGGAGGCGGCGGAGGGGGUGGGGGUGGCGGUGGGGGUGGUGGCGGGGGUGGAGGUGUCGGUGGCGGCAGUGGAGGCGGAGGCGGAGGCGGCGGUGGCGGUGGGAGCGGAGGUGGCGGAGGUGGCGGCGGUGGAGGAGGCGGCGGCGGGGGAGGUGGAGCUGGUCGGGGUGGCACUGCGCAGAGGGUUGGCUCCGGUGGUGGUCAGCGCCAGCAGCAGCAGCAGCAGCAGCAGCAGCAGCAGCAGCAGCAGCAGCAGCAGCAGCAGCAGCGCACUCGGGACAUCCCCCCCCCUCAGCAGCUCCGUGAGUGGUAG